Messenger RNA from Syzygium oleosum, 2544 nucleotides. RefSeq names its product probable serine/threonine-protein kinase WNK9. Gene Ontology annotation, cellular component: cytoplasm. The transcript has 7 exons. Gene Ontology annotation, biological process: protein phosphorylation; intracellular signal transduction. Lineage: Eukaryota; Viridiplantae; Streptophyta; Magnoliopsida; Myrtales; Myrtaceae. The record is from RefSeq and is a predicted model, not a curated record. Bases 181 to 2361 code for a protein of 726 amino acids. Gene Ontology annotation, molecular function: ATP binding; protein serine/threonine kinase activity.
UUCCCCUUCACAAAUUUAUGAAGAAAUCAUUUUCUUUGUCAUUUUGAACUUUCUGGGUACUAUUAAUAUCGUGCGAGACCUGUGUUGGCUGGCUCCUUUUGCUGUCACUCACCUCGAAGAGGAAGACAGUAGCUGACACGGGGCCAAGAAUUCUGAAGAAGAGGAAGCGAAGAAGAAGGAAUGAGUGGUUUUUCGGACGUUGAACCAGACUUCUCUGAGUUCGUGGAGGUCGAUCCUACUGGAAGAUAUGGAAGAUACAAUGAAAUUCUUGGCAAAGGAGCUUCCAAGACAGUUUACAGAGCAUUUGAUGAGUAUGAAGGGAUUGAAGUGGCAUGGAAUCAAGUGAAGCUCUAUGAUUUCCUGCAGAGACCUGAAGAUCUUGAAAGGCUGUACUGUGAAAUCCACCUGCUCAAGACAUUGAAGCAUGAGAACAUAAUGAAGUUCUACACUUCUUGGGUUGAUACCACCAACAGGAACAUCAAUUUUGUCACUGAAAUGUUCACCUCUGGCACUCUCAGACAAUAUAGGCUAAAACACAGGAGGGUCAACAUUAGAGCCGUGAAACAUUGGUGUAGGCAGAUUUUGAAAGGGUUGCUUUACCUCCAUAGCCAUGACCCGCCUGUGAUCCAUAGAGAUCUCAAGUGUGACAACAUCUUUAUCAAUGGCAACCAAGGAGAGGUCAAGAUUGGCGAUCUCGGGCUCGCCGCGAUUCUGAGGAAAUCCCAUGCUGCUCGCUGUGUUGGAACGCCGGAGUUCAUGGCUCCAGAGGUUUAUGAGGAGGAAUAUAAUGAGUUAGUCGACAUUUAUUCCUUUGGGAUGUGCAUAUUAGAGAUGGUGACUUUCGAAUACCCAUACAGCGAGUGCACACAUCCUGCUCAGAUCUACAAGAAAGUUAUUUCUGGCAAAAAACCGGAGGCUUUGUACAAAGUUAAAGAUCCCGAGGUGCGAGAAUUUGUGGAGAAAUGCUUGGCAACUGUGUCUCUUAGGCUACCGGCUAAGGAGCUAUUGAUGGACCCAUUUCUUCAGAUUGACGGUUACUGUUAUGAUUUGAGGCAAUUGGAUUACCAUGGCGACUGCGAUGAAGCAGGUCCUCUCGUAAGACAACCAUUUUAUAGCAAUUGUCAGAGUACCAGUUCACUGAUCGAUGCAUGCUCUAAUUAUCUUGGUUAUGAACACGAAUGCAAGUUGGAGUACCAUGAGCUUGAGUUUGAAUCUAGCGAGAUCGAUCUAUUCACCUGUCAAGAGGAUGAGUAUCUGGAUGACGUCGACAUUACCAUUAAAGGGAGGAGACGAGAAGAUGACGGAAUUUUCUUGAGGCUCCGAAUUGCAGAUAAGGAAGGACGCAUUCGAAACAUAUACUUUCCAUUCGAUUUGGAGACUGACACUGCAUUGAGUGUGGCGAGUGAAAUGGUCGCUGAACUCGACAUUACUGACCAAGAUGUCAAUAGAAUAGCCGACAUGAUCAAUGGGGAAAUCGCAACAUUAGUCCCUGAAUGGAAUAGGGAAAUUGCGGUGGAGGAAAGUUCUCAACACCAAAAUGCAAGCAUAUGUCACACUUGUGCUUCAAAUGGCACGCUGUUGGAUUAUGCAUCUUCAACCCAUAACUUGCAAGUUCUUCAGUGUUCCAAGCACGGAGGUGCUGCUGUGCACGGUCGUUUUGAAGAAAUCACAUACCAAGUUGAAGGUUCCAAAGCCGGGCCUGACCCAUCAAGCCAGUGCUAUGGAGUCCACCACACUGACAUUUGGGCUCAGCGCGAAGUUCCGGAGUCAAAUUCGCAAGAAUCGAGGGAUAUCCAUUGCGACGAAGCACACGAGGCUUUUACUGGAUCCGAAUCUCCAAACGAAGAGAGGAUCAUCACUAUGGACAAUGAGAGUAAGUUGAAUGAAAGGAGCUCAUGUUCGGCGAAUCCUUCGGAAGCUCUUUCAGACGAUUAUGAGAAUGAGAUAAGGCAAGAACUGAGAUGGCUCAAGGCCAAGUACCAAAUGCAGUUGAGGGAGCUUAGAGACAAACAGUUAGGGGUCCAAUCUAAGUGCUCGAGUCCUAGUGCAAAUUACAAUAGCGCAGUACCGAGGAAAGAUAGACUUAAUGGGGUUCUUCCACCGUUUCCGUCACCCGAAUCUGAUACCGAAACAAACGGACAUCUCCUAAAGGAAUUUUCAUCUGAAAACCGUCACCCUCGUCUCGCUCCAGUUAAUUCUGAGAAGAGACGUGCCAAUGUAGCAGACAAGUGCCGUGAGGCUGCGAGUGGGUCAUACAGCCCCGAGCAGAUGAUCACUGCCAAGAGUUUCUAUUCAGGCGCAUUGCUUCCGCAACCACUUCACAGGGCGACGUCUCUUCCAGUUGACGCGAUAGAUUUCUGAGAAUUCUGCAGAUUAUAUCUACAAACUCAGUGUCGACCGUGUAAGGGGGCAUUAGAUGAGCAUCUUUAAUUAGGAGCGCAACACGGGUUCUAAUUAUCUCGACUGCAGAUUGUAUAUUACAAAGCUUUUUCUCUUCAAGUGGGAUAUCUAACUUGGAUGAAUGCUAAGCCCUGAGUUAAUCCA